AAACAGAGUUAACUGAGGUUUGUUAGUAAAUCAAGUUUCCAUCAUGCCGGGCGAAAUCGACAGGAUAAGUGAACUUUUUAAAGAUAAAACGGUAUUCAUUUCUGGAGGCAGUGGCUUUUUAGGAAGAGUCCUUAUUGAAAAAUUGCUUCGCGUUACUGAAGUAAAAAUUUUAUACUUGUUGGUGAGGCAAAAGAAGAAUAAAACACCACAGGAUAGAUUGAUUGAUAUGUUUAAUCAUUUAUUUUUUUCAACUUUAAAAAUCGAAAGACCCGACUCGAUUAAGAAAUGCAUUAUCAUACAAGGGAACUUAUUGGAAGCCAACUUAGGAAUCGCGGAAAGCGACAGACUUCUAUUACAAAACGAAACUGACUACAUUUUCCAUUCAGCUGCAACAACAAGAUUUGACGAAACACUGAAGUAUUCUGUAGAAGUCAAUACUGUGGGUACCAAGUACAUGUUGGAUUUGGCCAAGAAGUGUAGGAAUUUGAAGUUAUUCGUUCACAUAUCUACAGCCUUUGCUUUUCCUAAAGAAAAAAUACUCUAUGAAAAAUGCUACGAUCCUCCAGCCAAUCCUCACGAAAUAAUUGACGCCAUUCGUUCAAAGGAAAACCCAUUGACCGUAGAUAUGGAGCAAGAGAUACUUGCAGAUUGCCCCAACACCUACACCUUUUCCAAAGCAUUAGCCGAAGGCCUGGUUAAGGAUCACAUGGGCCAAUUGCCAGCUGUUAUCAUGAGGCCAUCUGUUGUAAUACCUACUCAUAAAGAACCAAUCCCUGGAUUCUUUACCACUCUCCAGAGUCCGAUGGGAAUAUUUGUCGGAGCCGGAAAAGGUGUUAUUAGAAGUGUCUAUAUAGAUAGUAGGGCCAGUGCCAAUUUGAUUCCAGCUGAUAGUACUAUUAAUGGCAUUAUGGUGUGUGCGUGGGAUUAUUUAACAAACAAACAACAACAAGUAUUUAACAUUUCAAUACCACACGAAGACAUAAAAAUCAACUGGGAGGAAAUUAUUGAAAUCGGCAAAGAAGUAAUCAACACCAAAGUACCAUUCAACGGCAUUAUUUGGUACCCAAAUGGUAUAUUGACCAAAUCAAAAUGGUGGCACAAUUUCCAUGUUUUUCUCUUUCAAAUUAUACCGGCAUUGUUUAUCGACUUGUUGUUAAUUUGUCUCAGAUAUGAACCAGUUUUAUUACGAGUAAAUCGUCGUUUGAUUAAAGGUCAAGAGCUGUUCGAAUAUUACACAACAAAAGAGUGGACGUUUGAUAUGACAUAUUUUAUGAAUUUGAGGCCGAAAAUGAAUGAAAUAGAAAAGAGCAUUUACCAAGUUCAAGCUGACAAUGUUAACAUAACAAAUUACUUACAAGAUUGUUUAUUGUAUGCCAGAAGGAAUAUUUUUAAUGAAACUGACGAUAUGAUACCUGCUGCAAAAAGGAAUAUGAAAAUAUUUUGUAUGCUGGAUAGAAUAGUCAAAAUCGCAUUUUUCGUCGUGCUGUCCUACUACAUUUUUACUUUUCUAAUUUAAAUCAAAUUAAUAUUUUAAGAAGAUUUUUUUGUAAUAGGUAGUUAUAUUUUGAAUUUUUUCCUUUUUGUAGCAAAAUCGAAACCAAAUUUUUUAUUUUUUUUUUUAAUGUUAAGUAAUUAGGUAUUGAUUUUUUUCCUAUAUUAUUAUGUUAAGUCUCCUUUUUUUCUAAGGUGGGAUUUGUGGUUACUUUAUAGAAAACUGGAAAUAAAAAGCAAUUUUAUGGGACGUAAUUAUUUAUUUGGAAUAGUUAAUUUUACAUUAUAUUAUUUCAAUCAAGUGCAUUACACAAAAUGUUUUUCUUUUAAAUCAAUUACAUCGAAAAAAGAUCGAAUAUUUAAUCUAAACCUAUUUUUUUUUUUGUGGCUGAUUUGGCUUUUUCCUAACAUGGACAAUUUGCUAAAUUUGGAAUGGUUCACAAAAACAGCCAUUAGGUAUUGAUUACGUGCAAACAAUUUAGGUUUAAAUUUAACAAUCGGGUCAGCUGUUCAUUGAACUGGACAUUUUAUUUUUCUUUUUUGAAAAUAUUGUCAUGAUAACACUUUUGAAAUAAAAUUAACGAGCCUAAUUGUUGCUAUAAAAAUUAUAUUCUAGAUUAUAAUGGUUCCAAAGAAACAUAAUUCUUUUGGUUCAUAUUAAAUCUCGCAAUAUUUUGAGAAUUAUAGGAGAUAAUUUUGUUUGCCGUAUGAGAAGAUAUUCUGGAACAUUUUUGAUACCGAUGGCUUGAUAGAUUACGUCAACAUUUUAACUUUUCCUUGAGAUGAGAUCUUGUUUUGAAAAGGUGUGCAACGUGCAACUUCUUUAUGUAAGUGAAGUAAAGAUCUAAGACUUGGACUAAGAAUUGACCUCAUCAGGACUAUUCUCGACUGUAUGGUAUUGUGUAUUGUAAAUCGGGAAGUCCAUAUAGAGUCGACUAGAUUUUUGCGUCGCUCCGAGUGCAUUUGAGUUGUUCAUAUUUUUCUUUCCAUGAACAUAUUAACUUGACCCAGAAAAGGAAAGUGCCUAAAGUUUAUGGAUCACUUCUACACGUGAAUCUUGUCCAACAUUGAGUAGAAUUCAAUCUGCCUUGAAGUUAUACAAAAUAGGGAAAAAAGAAAAUCUUUGCAGAUCUGCAGCAUCAGUUUAUUUGUUGGUAUCAAAUUUUUGAUCGAAGAAGAAUUUUUGAAUGAGCCAAACAAAGUUCGAUGAAUAGGCACAAUGCAACCUGAUCGUCAAUCCAAACUUUGUCAAAGGCCUUUGAUACUUUCAAGAGUUUUAUUUCUCUGCAUUCUCACUCGGGCAAGCUGGAUUGUUGAGAACUUGAAGCCGAUUUAUUCGUUGAAGAGAUAUUAUUGUCAGAUAUAAACAACAAUAUAAACCUGCAUUUCCAUAGAGACUGUCGAUAGAUAAUCUUAGAUGUCUCAAAAAUUAUAGCAAAAAUUAGAUUCGUUACUUUUUCUCCGGCAAAAAGAGCUUUACAGAUAACGAUUAUCAAAAAUGUUUUCUUAAUUUUGUUUCUGAUUGGUACUACAAUUUAACAAAAAAUAGUUACCUACUAUAUAAGUUGCCACCAAUUGGAAAAUUUUAACUACAUUUAUUACAUGCAUACUUAAUACUUAGUCCUAAACACUUGAUAAUAACAAUUAAUAUGAGUGUGUACGAUCUAUAGAAUUCCAUUAUAAAUGAUGUAAUUUUAUAAGACUCUUCUUUGCUAAAUAACCUUAUGGUACCAUGGAAUUUUUGAUUGACUUUGACCAAUGAUUAUGGUAUUUACCAGCUUAAUAACUUUUUUUUAUUUCUAUGACAUUUUUGCACUAUUCUUCGAAAAACAUAUGACUCAGAUGAUUUAUUUUUUUCAAAUCAUAAGGUGCAUUAUCCAAUCCUAUAAAACAUAGAUGCUCUUAUGAGUUUACUGAAAACUUGCCAAUUUUCCAUUAGCUGAUUUUUGUAUUUCAUUAAACGUUUCAUCUAUUAACAAAUUUUUUGAUAGUUUGAAAACUGCUGUAUGUAGAAUUUGAAUCAAAUCAAUCAAUUGAUUGAUUUAUAUAACGUAAUCAAUAUGCAGAGGAUCAUUAACAGAACGUAAAAGUUAUUAAUAUUAUUAACUAUAGUUAUACCUAAAACUUACCAUGUAAAUUUAUUUUAUUUUAAUUUCCUAUGAACAAAUUGUGCGAUAUCAUUUAGAAUUUUUCUUAAUUCUACUUAAUUGGUAUAUACUUAAUACAAUUGACACCCAUCUUGUCCCUAAAUAAGAAUGAGUAUCUUUAUCAUUGGCACGUUUCUUUCACGAGAAAAAAUUUAAAAAGAAAUUUCAAAAAUUUAACCGAAACAUUUAUGUACAGGGUCUGUUCCUUAUAAUAAGUGCGGCUACUACAUAACUUGAAAAAAAAAAUAAUAAUAAAAAGUCAAAUACAAAAGCUGUAGGGUUUCAUCUCUAUUAUCUUUUGCACGUGUCAAAACGGGCAAAUGACAAGUGCUAACUGUCCUAAUGACAGCACAUAUAUUUUUUUAAAUGGAUCACUCUGUAUAUUUUUGGCUGGAAUGAAAGAUUUUUGUUUUCUAAUUCCAAAUAUAUCAUAUAUGCUGAUAUUUGGUCCAGUUGUUUUUGCGCUAUUUAAGGUUAAAGAUUCAUUUAAAUAGAUACCUCAAAUUAGGUAUAUUUUAGGGUGAUCCAUUUAAAAAAUGUAUAUGCAAAGAUUGUGCUUGUCAUUAUGACAGUUGCCACUUAUCAUUUGUUCAUUUUGACAUGUGUAAAAGAUAAUAGGUCUGUGAUAAUAGAUAUGAAAUUCCAAAACUUUUGUAUUCAACUUUUUUUUAAAUGUUUUCUUGUUGAAGUUGUAGGAACCGCACCAAUUAUAAGGAACAAAUUCUGUACAGGGCCUCGCUCCAUAUAUUGAUCCCACACCCUACAGGGAAUACGUAAGGAUAUAUCAAAAAAUUGUGAAUACAAAAGUUAUCGGGUUUUAUUUGAAAUUUUCGAAUCCGAUGACAAAAACUUUUUUUUUUUUUUUAAGAAAUGUCACAUUUUGACAGAUGGUCAGUUAUUUUUAUGGAACAGCCUAUAUACAGUGUCCCUUAUAAUUUUCGUUACAUAUGAGGAAAUUUUUUAUUUGUAGGACAUGGACUUUUUUCUUAUGUGCGAUCGAUCCUGCAUGUCCGAUAACCUAAAAGUACAUUUUGACAUUAGUCACGUGAUCACCGCUGUGGCGGCAAAUUCGAAAAUGUAGAUAUGGAAACGCGAAAAGUUGGGCUAGAUGGCAAAAUUUCGGAAAAAGUUAUUUGGAAAAAAAGAUUAGAACGAUGUUUUAGGGCUGUCUGCGAAAUUUGGAGGAAAAAUAACUAAAAACAGGAAAAUACUUGUUUUUAGCGAUGGAUCUCUUAUCAAAUAUUAUUGUACAAUUUUUAUUAUUGAAAUAGUCCAAGUACCUGAAUAUUUAAUGUGUAUUGGUUAAACAAACUUAAAUUCUUCAUUGGAAUGAUUCCUAGAGGAUUAAACAAAAAUAUUCGACUAGCACAUGAAACUUUUCUGCAGCAAUACCCUGUAUCUUGACAGUUUCUGAGAUUUCCAUUAGCUUAAUGUUGAUACAACUUAUUGAGAUUUUCUAUUAAAUAUUUCAAUACAGUUCUAAAACACCUUAUACUUAACUGUCCAGACACAGGGUAUUGCUACAGAAAAGUUUUAUGUGCUAAUCAAUAAUUUUAAUUUAAUUCUCUAGGAAUGAUUCCAAUGAAGAAUUUAAGUUUGUUUCACCAAUAUACAUCAAAUAUUGAGGUACUUGGACUAUUUCAAUAAUGAAAACUGUAUAAUAUUAGUUGAUAAGACAUCUAUGGCGAAAAACAAGUAAUUUCCUGUUUUUUGUUGUUUUUCCUCCAAAUUUCGCAGACAACCCUAAAGCAUCGUUCUAAUCACUUUAUUCAAAUAGUUUUUUUCUGAAAUUUGGCCAUCUAACCCCACUUUUCGCGUUUCCAUAUCUAAAUUUUCAAAUUUGCCACCACAACAGUGAUCACGUGACCAAUGUCAAAAUGUACUUUUGGAUUAUCGGACAUGCAGGAUCGAUCGCACAUAAGCAAAAAUUCCAUAUCCUACAGAUAAAAAAUUUCCCCAUAUGUAGCAAACAUUAUGGGGAAUACUGUAUGACUUCAUAGCUGAGAAGAGUCGAAUUUUAUGUUAUCAAAUUUAUAUAGAUUAACUACUUCCAUUUAAGCCGUUUUGGAAAUAUCAGGCUCUAAACUUCGAGAAAAUCAUAUCUACAUUGAAAGACCCUCAGAAAGACCUGUGUUAUAUCAACAAUGCACCGCCUACCAAGGUGUUUCGAUGUAUUAUUUUCUUAAAGUUUAGAGUCUGGACCCGGAUUCCGAACCCACGAUUCGAUAGUAUCGUCUAUCUACUUUAUAUGGACAAUACUAUCAAAUUGUGGGUUCGGAAUCCAAACCCUGAAAUUUUCAAAACGGCCUAAUUGAAGGUACUGAAACUGUAUAUAUUUGAAAUCAGAAAAUUCGACUCUUUUCAGCUAUGAAGUCAUAGAUUCCAUAAGAAAAAACUGACCAUUUAUCAAAAGUUAAAAUUUCUAAAAAAACUAAAUUUUUGAUGUCUUCAUAUAACCCCUGUAGUCAAUAUAUGGGGAAAGACCCUGUACAUAGUUUUUUAUUGUAUAUACAAUAUAGUUAUAUGAUUAAGUCCUACUUUCAAUUAUUUGAAAUGAAAACAAUGUACAAAAUGAGAAACAUAGAUUCUAGACAAUGUUUAAAUUUAAACUUCCGAAUUUUUAUCGUUACAAAUAAAAAUAGGAGAAUAAAUUUGGAUAACAAAAUAUGACAUAAGAAAUAAUAAACUGAGAGUUUAAUAUUAAUAUGUCGUGUGUUAGAGUCCCAGUGGAUGGUAUAUUUCCGGCUCUGCCUAAGUACUCCAAAACGGACUGGAUAUCCUUCCUUUAUAAAUUAGGAUAUUCAGAUCAAGCCUUAUAGCUUGGUGUCAAAUACAAACUAGCUGGUCAAGGACAAGGCUAGUAUAGGUGGAAUGUAGCUAGUAUUCAGGAUGAGUCUGAAAUAAGUGCGCAUUUUGUUAUAAUAGAUAGAAUACAGUAGGACAAUCACUCUUUGCAUUGGUACAUGUGUCGGCAAACGUCUUGUUUAGAAAAUACAGUGUUGAAAUUUUCGAAACAUUUUGACUUUUUGCCUUUAGAUUCAAAAUGCCUUGAGCGAUUUGGUUCAAAUUAUCAGAGAGUGUUUGCGAUGUUCUCAAGCAUCUUUCUAAAAAAUCAGUUUGUGUUCCACUUUUCCAGGACCGGACCUAGAGCGACUAUUAUUUUUUUUAACAGAGUGGAGUGUAUCGAACAACGAGAUUUUCCAAACAAUACAUUAAUAUUUUUUUUUUAUCUCGUAAACGUCGCAUCGAACAACAAAAACUCGGGGUACCUUUUUAUUUAAAAUUAAACAAAGAAUCAAAAAAUAAUUUUUAAUUUGUUAAAAAACCCAGCGGCGUGCCAAUUUUUUCUUUCAAAAAAAUAAGAGUCGCUCUAGGUCCGGUCCUGGGAAAGUGGAACUCAUACGGAUUUUUUAGGAAGAUGCUUGAGAACAUCGCAAACACUCUCUGAAAAUUUGAACAAAAUCGCUCAAGGCAUUCUGAAUUUAAAGGCAAAAAGUCAAAAUUUUGCGAAAAUUUCAACACUCUGUAUUUUCUCAACAAGACGUUUGCGGACACAUGUAAACAUGCAAAAAAUGAUUAUCCUAUUGUACCUACUCUAUCUAUAACAAAAAUGCGCACUCAUUUCGGACUCACCCUGUAUAUACCCAAGACAGGUUUAGAAUCGACUAUCAACCUAAACCGUUCACACCAAUGAGUCUUACAUCGUUCCUUCUGAAAAGUCUUGAGAAAGUGCUGGACACACAUAUCAGGGAAGGACCAUUAGUGCACAACCCAUUGAGUGUUCAUAAGUACGCCCACCAGAGUGGCAAAUCAACGGAACUUGCUCUUUAGAGAUUGGUCGCAGAAAUAAGCCAUAGUCCCUUGACAAUAAGAAGAUUGCGCUAGCAGCGUUAAUCGACAUAGAGAGAGCCUUCAACAACACUAUGAAUCAGCUAUUUCCAGAAGAAUUGAGCCUCUUUUUUGUGACUUGAUUUGCAAGAUGCAUGAGGACAGUUAUUAAACAAGGGGAAAAUAGUACAGCAUAGGACUGCCUAGUGUUUCACAAGAUUCUUGCAAAUUUCUUGUUCUUGUCUUGUUCUUGCUGCAAGAACAAGACAAGACUCUCUUAAAUUUCUUGUCUUGCAAAGCAAGACAAGACAAGAAGUUGCCAAGCAAGACAAGAAAUUAUUCUGCAAGACUCUUGCAAUCUUGCAAGAAAUCUUGCAAAAGAAUGAAGCCUCCUUCUCUGCAUAUUUUUGAAUUAUUUUGGCAACGUUGCAGCAUUUAACAACGAGAUAAAAAUGUCAGCAUAUCAGUUUGUAAAGUUUAAGGCAUUUUUUUGCGACAAAACGUUUUGAAAUUGUAGUUUUGAAACACUCAAACAGAUGUCAGUUUCUAACAGUUCUUGCAGCAAGUAUGGCUAGGAAAAUUUUUGGUCAUGAUGGACGACACUGCACACACAAUAUUGAAUUUUAAGCUCAAUAUGAAGGCCUUUCCGUUUUCAACCAUCAAAGAAUCAAGUUGAAUUUUUUUUAAGGUCUGUUAGCAUUGUAGUGCAUAAAAUAGUGACGUUAGAGCUGAAACUGUUUUAAAAGUGUUUUUGAAACUGUUUCCUCGAAAAAAAAAAGACUUUAAACCAGGAAACAGGACAACCACGUUAUCAAUGACAAUGACACCAAUCAUAUUCUUAAGGGCCCCACAGACUAUGAUGAAACACGGUUUCAUAACCGAAGUGUGUGGAAGAAAACCGUCGUGUUUUUCUAUCACACACGCCUCCGACGCGCUUUUGAACGUAAUGAAUGAAGCAAGAGUCUUGCAGCAAGAAUCUUGCAACAAGACUCUUGCAAGCAAGACUCUGGCUAUGACGUCACAAAACAAAUAAUGCAAGAACAAGAAAUUGCAAGAAAUCUUGUUUGCAAGACAAGAUUUUUUUCUGCAAGAGUCGGGCAAGACAAGAAUGAAUUUCAUUUCUUGUCUUGCUUUGCAAGACAAGACAAGAAUAGGCCCAGCAAGACAAGAAAUCUUGUCUUGUGAAACACUAGGACUGCCUGCAGGGAGGGUUUUUCUCUCCUCUUCUGUGGUCUCUCUUGGUGGACAACCUGCAACAAUACUUGCAUGGUGCGAGAUUGACGAUAUAACAAUAAAUCCUCAAAAAAAAAGGAAAAGGAAGCUUGACCAUCUGAUACUCCUCAACCUACGAGGGGUGGUGGUACCCUUUGCAAACGAAGUCAAAUAUCUAGGAGUUACUCUAGAUAAAAGCGUAUUUGGAACUUUCAUCUGGCAAAAAUAAAACAGACAGAUAGCUACUUACUAUGAACCUGCCGCAGGAUCUAUGACAAAUCAUGGGGAAUGGGCCUACGCAAAUAUACUGGUUACCUAUAUAUCAUGGUCAUCAGACCAAUGAUAACAUAUGGUUCAGUAGUCUGGUAGGAAAAGGGGCAACAGCGCACUGCCUAAACCAAGCUCAACGGACUACAAAGACAGGCCUGGGCUGGGACUCUGUAACGGAUAGAGAUCUGCAAAUGUCUAACAAGGUAUCUUAGGUAGGGCAACGGUUCCACUGGGAGACCUGAACAACAUCUCUCUAAUUACUAUCCUGGACUUCAUUGGGAAAAUAGGCAUGAUUGGAGAAAUAUGAAUAGGCAUGAGCCUCAAUUGAUAGACCAAUGAGUCGCAGUGGAUUGUUGGAAUAGGCCAAUUCAUUUCCGACCUAACCUAACCCAACCUACAUUCUCAGUUUGAAAUCGACAUAAUAACGAAUUAAAAAUUGAACAAUAUACAUAUACAAAUACGAAAAUCAAAUAUUAUGUAAGCAUAAAAUAUUUCCUAAAACUAACAUAGACUAAUCUAGUAUAUGCGUCACCUUAAUAUCAUAUUAUGUACAAAUUGAAAUACAUCCGUAACGCAUUUAUCUGUUAGUUAUGUCUUAGAAUUUAGGAAAGAUAUUAUGUACUUCCCUUUGAAAAAUUUGCAAAUCAAUUACCUAAGUAAAUAGUAUAUUGUUAUAUUAGGAGUAGAAGCUUUACAACCAAAAAAGUGCUUCUACUCCGUAUGCAACACGCUAUUUUUUCUCCAAACGAAUGGGGUAAGGUCGGGGACAAGUGGAUGGUUAAGCGGCAGUAAAAGUACGAGCGGCACUAAAAGUACUUUUGCUGCCGCUCCAGCGGCACUAAAAGUACUUCUACUGCCGCUGCGGUUGCCUAGCAGCAUAGAAAUUAAAUUUCUACCACCUCGACAGGUGUUAACCCGCUGGAUUUGCCUAGCAGCAUAGAAAUCAAAUUUCUGACAUCUUGACCGGGGUUAACAAAGUGACGUUUUUUUGACGUUUGAAGAAAAAAGCAUUUUUCUACAAACGUCACUAAAAGUGUAAUUUUUAACGGAUGCUGUCAAUGUCUAAAAUGCCAUUUUAUGACACUGGUGUUAAAAGUGAUUACUUUUAGCACUAGUGCUAAAAGUAAUCACUUUUAGUGCGUUUGUAGAAAAAAUAGUGUAUGAUAUUCAUGCUAAAAGUGAUUUUAUUUUGUUCAAAGGGAUGGAACACUCCGCCUUCGGCGUCGUGUCCCAAACUUCCCUUUUCACAAAAUAAAAUGUCACUUUUAGCACUUAUAUCAUAAAUAACUAUUAUUAGGCUUUUUUAUAUUAUAUAAUUGAUUAUUAUAUCGUAGGUAGGUACAUUAUUAUAAAGCUAUAAAAGGACUGGUUUGCAGUAACGAUUUUUUUAUAUUGUGAAGAUACAAGUAUAGUCCAAGAAACGGGAAUCUGAAAAGAGGGUUUACCUCAGCAUAAUUAGCAGUUAACAUUUUUUUGGGGGGAUCGGUCCAUUUUAGUUUGCGACCUUGUACUUCCAUAGGGUUUUCAGUUAGGGGUGGUUUUUAGGGUUAAUUUGCGGUUUAUGGGAGAACGCUGCUCAAAAGGAUGGUCCAAUAUCCAAUAACAACAAGUUUCAAAUGAUUGUUGUAGCUGAAGUUUUCUGCUAUAUAAAAGUCCGCGACAGCACCCCUCUAUCUUCUAUAGUUUUUUUUUUUCUGCAGCGUCUUGAAUAGUACCAUGUUUUUGUUCAAGGUCACUGAAUGAACGUUUCACCUGUUUGCGCGCAUUUGAUGCAGCAGCGGCCGAAUGCAUAGUCCGAUUUCAAUUUUUCAAACACCACAUUAUUGCUAAUGAAAUGCACACUCCAAUGCUUUUUUGUUCGAAUUUUUUGCUUGAAAAUUAAGCGAGCACGGACUUGCCUAAUGUGCGAGGAAGUUGUAAAUUGCAUCGAAAACUACCCCUCUCUUGUAUUCGCUGUAAUUUCUAAAUUCAAAUUCAUGAAUAUAUUGCAAUUUUAAUUGCUUCACAAGACUGCUGCAACAAUUAGAAUUGCAGUAUAUUUAUGAGAACAAUAAAUAAAGCCAUCGUACCAAAUUUCAGCGCUGUGCGACAAUUUUAAUUUUUUUUGACGUUUUGAAAAAUUCCACGUGUCGUGUUCAGGCCAAUAAAUCAUUGAGUAAUUACCGAAAAAAAAAUCCGCUGGGGCAUUAUGAGAGGAAUAAAUGGGCAGCCGAUUGUCGAAAACUGUCACCAAAUAUUUGGCCCCGUUUAAAAAUUACAGUGAAUGCAAGAAAGGGUUAGUUUUCGAUGCAAUUUACAACUUCCUCGCACAUUAGGCAAGUCCGUGCUCGCUUAAUUUUCAAGCAAAAAAUUCGAACAAAAGAGCAUUGGAGAGUGCAUUCCAUUAGCAAUAUUGUGGUGUUUGAAAAAUUGAAAUCGGAUUAUGCAUUCGGCCGCUGCUGCAUCAAAUACACGCAAACAGGCGAAAUGUUGAUUCAGUGACCUUGAACAAAAACAUGCUACAAUUCAAGACGCUGCAGAAAAAAAAACUAUAGAAGAUAAAGGGGUGCUGUCGCCGAGUUUUUUAUAGCAAAAAACUUCAACUACCACAAUCGUCUGAAACUUUUUGCUAUUGGACCAAAGGGAUGGUCCAAUAGCAAAAAGUUUUCAGCAGCGUUCUCCAUAAACCGCAAAUUACCGCUAAAAACCACCCUUAACUAAAAACCCUAUGGAAGUACAAGGUCGAAAACUUAAUAUGUUAUUUAGCACAUGAAAAUGGACCGAUCUCCCCCCAAAAAUGUUAACUUCUAAUUAUGUUGAGAUAAACUUCCUUCAUUGCUUGGCCUACAUGUGAAAGAUGUCAUUUUAAUAUUAGAAUUUUACAGAAAAAUAGGUAUUCAGUGUUAUUUCGUUUAAUCCAAGGCGGAUUUAAACAACUUUUGAUAAAUUUAAGUCGUAAUUUUUUCAUAAUUUAAUGCUAAUUUAAUACAUAACUCAAAACCCCAGUUUAAACAACUCUAUAAUUUAAUACAUAAUUUUUGAAAUUUUACUAAUAUUCUAUUGAUAUUUUGAAAUUUGACACGGACAGAACUCGAAAGGUCCAGUUUUUUUCAUAAUUUAAUGCAUAAAAGUUAAAAGUUAGGAACUUUUAAGGUUAUCCAUUAUGAACUAAAUUAUGAAUUGAGCAUUAAUUAAAUAGAUGUAUAAACGCUUCCAUAGAAAAUAAUAAAUUUAACUUUAAAGUUUAUGCACUAAAUUGUGAAUUACGCACUAAUAGUUAUUUAUGCACCUAGGUCAAAAAGUACAGCUUUAACGCCCGCAGCGUGUGUAACAGCCUGAGGCGUUAGCCGAGGGCUGUUUACACGCUGAGGGCGUUAAAGCUCUUUUUGACCGAGGUGCAUACAAGAUUUUAUGCACGAUGAGCAUGUUUUCAUUUUGAUAUUUGAAAAAUUAUAUAUUUUUAAUUUUGUAAUGACAUCAAUCAAAAAUAUUUCAAAAAAUAAAUUUUCAUGUUCACCGCAUAAUAAGUCAUAGGUUUUUGUCAAAUUUAGAUCAAGAAAGCAGUUGUUGACAAAAGUAUCUCGUAACUAUUAUAGCAACCCAGAACAAUACAAACAAAUAAUUAUUUUACUCUGUGUAUUGUAAGUGUAUAAUUUUCUUAUGAUGUGUUGUCUGGCGUCUGAAAAUGGAGCAAAAUAGCCUCCACAAGUUUAUUCUUGAAGCAGUUGAAGAGGCCAAGGAAGAUCUAUUACCUUCAAAGUCCAAAAGACUAUGAAAAAACAUAUAGGGACUUUAUUUCCUGGUGUGCCCAACAUGUUAUCAAUGAGCAGCAGUACUUUGUAGAAGAAACUGUCCUGGCAUAAACAUUAAUGAAAAAUGCAAUAAAAAAUAAGCCAUCCACCCUUUGGAGAUAUUACUCAACGUUGAAAGCAAUUUUAAUUUGAAAGUAGAUUGAAUUUUAUUAUAAUUGCUUAAGUAUUCCAUUAUUCUUAUUAAUUGAAAUAAGUAAAGCUUGUUUUGUUGAACAAAGUUGAUAUUUUUUUGACUAAGCAAUAGAAAUGCAAAAGGUUUAAAAAAUUGAGUCGAAUUCUUGCUUAUUUUUGAAAUUUUAGAACUUUCAGGCCCGCGGGCAUAAAAGGCGCCCUAGGGCGCAAAAGUACUACUUCACGCUCUAAAAUGUGGGCGUAAAAGUGCACUUUUACGCCCGUUCGUGCAUAAAUUAAAGUUAUGAAGUUGUUUAAACUCGCCUUCAGUCCCAAAUUUUGAAUUGUAUUGUUAUUACAUUUUCAAUUUAUUGAAGCGUUUUUAAUUUUUAAGGAUACAUAGAUAUUUAAAUUAAAUUUUUAUAUGAACGAAAACAAAACUUUUUUCACAAAGCCAAUAAAGUUGUUUGCAUAUUAUUGGUAGCUCUAAUUUCAAAACAAAGCAGUCAUCAUCUUAUUCGAGUUACCCUAAAAACACCGAAAUCUACUCUACUUUAUGCCACAGUUAUAUCGCGCAUAUUUACAAAAUUUUCGAUAUAUUUGUGACACAUUUUCAGCCUGGUCUGUACCUAAUAAUAAGACGUUGUCGGAUGACGAGUUAUGACGGACUUUUAUUGUAUUUUUGUUAAUUUUGAAAAAGUAAAAUUGAUGAUCCAUGAUUUUUGAGGUACACAAAAUAUUCCACUUUCACAUUAAAAAUCUUUAUACAAAGGUAGAAUAAAUUCGUGGAAUAUACACAUAUUUUUUUAAAUUCUAUUUGGGACACUUUUCUCAAAUAGUUGCUCUUAAAAUAUAGUAGACAUUACACUGACAAUUGUUAGAACUAUAUUUUAGGUACAUUAAUAAAAUCUAUUCUAUUUUAUGCCGCAUCGAUAUAUCUUUAUAUACAAAUUAUUUCAAAUAUAUCGUUUGCGACAUAUUGUAAUAACAUGUCCACCAACUUACCUUUGCGACACUUUAUCAUCGCCUUUAGGCCAUUGAAAGACUUUUUAACGCCUCUCUGGAUAAUGCUAAACAUAACUUUGAAAUUAACUUAAAUUAUUAUAUUAUCUUAAUAUUAUUUAUAUUAUAGUAUAGACGAAUAGUUAUUUAUAACAUAACUAAAGGUAUUUCCGAGCCUUUGGAUUUUUAACAGACCGUUUGUCUUUAUAAAUUUUCAAAUUAUAAUUUAUUUGCUAUGUAUAUUGGACACCACGCAGAGUGUGCACUAAAACAACUUACGAGACAAAGGACCCCGCAGAAACCUUAUGAGAACUGGCCCUCAAUGGAAUCUCGUGAAAUUUUGUAUAUUGUUAGUUCUUGGCCUAUGGGCACAAAGUUCUAAAAAUUCGCUUUUUUGAGUUACAGUCGUUUGAAGUUGCAUCUUGCAUCAUAUGUGAAAUUGCUCAAAUUUUAUACUUAUACAGUCUAGUUUUUUCGGUUACUACGUGAAUUUUAGAACGACAUAUGCUUAAUAUAAUACGUUCCAAAUUAUUCGAUUCCAGAAAUGGCGACUUUUAAACCAUAGAUGUUCUAAAAGGGGUUUAAAAAUAAUUAUGGGUAAAUCAUGAGGUGAGUACAGGUAGUAAAGGUACAUGUUAAAUUGAUGAAAGAACAUUAUAUUCAGUAGAAAAUAAAGCAUUGUAUGCACCAUUCGAAAAUAAUUAACCCCCUCGCUAGGGCUCGUAAAUUAAACUUUCUUCUCAUGGGUAAACAUUCAUUUAACUCACUUGGUGUAUAAAUAACUAUUAUUUUAUAAUUAUUUUUAACCCCUCUUAAGACGCCUAUGGUUUAAAAGUGGCCAUUUCUGGAAUCGUAUAAUUUAAAACGUAUUAUACUACAAUGAUACUAUGAUGUUCUAAAAUUCACGAAGUAACAGAAAAAACUAGACUGUAUAAGGUUUGAGCAAUUUCACAUAUGACGCAACUUCAAACGACUGUAACUCAAAAAGGCGAAUUUUUAGAACUUUGUGCCCAUGUACACUUUUAAUCUAUAGGUCAAGAACUAACAAUAUACAAAAUUUCACGAGAUUCGACUGAGGGACAGUUCUCAUAAGGUUUCUGGGGGGCCAAAUUGAUUAACAACAUCUGAUGAAAUAUAAUCAUCACAAUUGAUUCUCAAACAACGAUAAUGCUUUUUUGAAAUAAAUAACUGAUAAAAUGAGGGUGAAAUAACACUAGAGCUAUAAAUGUCGAAAUAGAACUUAUUCGCAGUUGUCCAGAUGAAAAUGAUAUAUUUUUUUAUGAAGCUUUCAAACUUUUUGAAAAACUUGGGAAAUUAUUCAAGUUUAAGAAACUAUUUCAUGACCAUUUUUAAGAAUUAUUGCUUGAGAAUUAUACUUUUAAUUUUAUCAUAAUUGGAUCAUGAUUAUUGAGAAAGAAAAAUUACUUAUAUUGAAAUUUUCAUUUUUACACAUUAUAAGAUAUGAAAAGUCAAAGUAUUGUCAUUACAUACUAUACUACCUAGAUAUAUACCUAUAAGAUUAAAACUUAUUUAAGAAUUAUCUGUCUAGAUAAUCAACUUAUUCCUUAUUAUUCUUAAACUUAAUAAGUAUAUUUACAUCACUAAAAUUAGAUACAAGGUGGCGCUUUAUCAUGAUGGCGAAAGACGGCAAAGCCUUCCAAAAACUAUUAAACUAAAAGGCAAAUAAAAAAAGAAAACUUAUCAUAAAUUUUUACCCAGUGUCGGUGGUUGUUGAGCUUUGAAUUUUAGCUUGGGUACAUGGAAUUCCCUUUUUUUGACUUUACUCAUGCCACUGAUGUUUUUUUUUUAAUAUCCCCUAUCACACUAAAAACUAUAAUACGUCACAUCCAUAUCAUAUAUACAGAAGGAUAUAUCCGUGACGUAUUUCGCUGCUGCUUCUUGCUGCCUAAAAUUACUUGGAUCUUUGGUUUCGUUUUAUCUAAAGAACGACCCUUUUUUAGGUCUUCCUGGAAUUUUCAAAAAAAAUUAUUAUCAAAAAUUUAACUGAAAAAGUUUUAGUAACAAUAAUUUUAUUAUCAUUCAUGGUCCUUAUCAACUAAAUAUGCAACGUCCGUAGCAUAAUGUACAAAAGGGUACUUCUGCUGCAUAUUUUUUCUAAAGUGUGACUGAUCAUUAUAAGUUUUUCGAACUAUAUUGAAUAAUAUAGUACAUUUUAAAGUUUAAAAUUUAACGAGUUUUAAAUAUUGAUUUUUUUAUGCAUCAUGCAUCAUACUACACAUGAAUGACAUCGCACUCAUCGCAGAUACGACGGAUUUGUGACACGAGUUAACACGUCGUAGACCGGGUUAACAUAUAUUUCCGACUUAAAAAAGCAGGGUCUAGAUACUUGGACUUCAAGUAAUUUGGUUGAAGUUAAGAUGAGGCUGAAUUUCGCAGAUUUCAUAUCUUAACUGAUGGAGGUCGUCCAGCUUCAAAUUGUGAAGGUGACGACUUAAAUUCAAAAGUGGUAGUGUUGUUGACAUUUCUGGAAAAUCGGGGAACAACAUGGGAUGCCGAUUUGGACUGAUUAGCUUUUGUUCAUUGAUAACCAGUUUUGAGUUUUUGCUGACUCUGUAUCCCAUAGGAAUUUGGCAAAUGUAUGUCCCUAUGACGUUUUGGACUUCUUCUUGGCCAAAACACUGAAUUUCGAUAGUUUCCUUAAUUGGAAAUAUCAGUAUCCACUGAUUGGUAGUGUCUAGACGAUUAAUUAUCGCUUCUGGAACGCUAACUACGGUUUGCUUGCAAACUGAGGGGUGUGUGUCAGAGUUCAGGAGUUGUAUCUCGCACGGGCUGGUUUUUUUGACUUCUUGCAGGUCCUUUUAGGGCAAACGAAGGACUCAGGGAGGACCUCAAGGCAUGUUUGUGGAGAGUAUGCAAAGUGCAAAGUAUUUUUCACUAAAUAUUUAUUCUUUGGCAGAAGUUUCUUAAACCGACUCUGCGAAUUGAUUGGUACAGAAUAAAAAUGUCCUCCUGUAAGCAGAUUUUUGUACAAAGGCAGAUAUUUGUUGAAUUUUGGAUUCUAAAAGAUUCUCAUUAUGAUUGAUUUGGUUUAAGGUCGAAUUAAAUCUUUCGAUGACAGUUAAAGAUAGAGAACUUUGUUUCAAAACAUUAUCUUGUAAAUUCUUUUGAUUUGCUUGCAAUUCAGCUAUAGGAUUUUCAUAGUGAACUCCGUCGGAAGCGUCAAGAUUUCCUGUGACAGCUUUGAACAUAGAGCCUAAACCAUUUAUUAGGCCUCUUUUCAAUCCUUGUUAAUUUCUGUAAUUAUUGGAUUUAAAUCGUAAUGGUGUAUUAAAGUGUAUGAAUAAUCUUGCAUUUUUGCGAUCCCUAGUUUAACCGGAAUUAUGCCUGGGUUAUCAGUUUGUUCUCGGAUAGCGACAUGUUCUUGGUCUCCGAGCGCCUGGCUGAAAACGCUGAAAUGAUAUAAUAUACAUGAUAAAUGCUUACUAGUUAAUUUAUUUUAAAGCGGUGAUAGAGGAUAGUUAAAAUUACUUAAUAAAAACUACCUAAUGCAUAAAAAUUAUGGUUUAUGAUUUGCGCUAGCUUUACUAAAGUAUCAGUAUCAUAACUAUACUUAUUUCUAUCGAAUGGACGUUUAAUAUUGUCCAUGUGAAUUUUCCCUUGAGUUGUUGUUGUCACUGUUUUGCGUAUAGGAUCCAUAGUCUCAAUUUCUGUCGGAGGUGUGUAUUUAUCACCAAGUUUUGUGUCGUGUAUAUUUUCGGAUGUAGAUUUUUUGAUCUGGAGCAAAUAAUGAAGGCUUGUCACGGGUUUCGUUCAUUUUUCCAAUUAUUUUCUUUGGUAUUUAUUAGUUGUUCAUUGAUUCUGGAAUACAAAAGUUUAGUUUUGUCUUUCUGUCCCGCAACGUAAUCUGAAAAGAGUAGUUGGUCUAAGUUCGUUACUGAUAUGGUCACUAAUUACGUCCAAGGGUUCGAAUUUUGUAACAGAAUGAAUGGAAUGAUUGUACUCCAAAAUUGCGUAUUUCAUUUUUUGGGUGAUUGGAGUAUUUUGGAAUCCUUGAUUAUUCAAUAAUCUGACAUGCUCCGAUAAGGUGGAAUGAACUCUCUCUAUUACACCGUUGGACUGUGGGUGAUUUGGGAAACAAAAAUGGAUUUUUAUUUUAUGGAUUUGCAUUAGCUCGGUGAUGACUGUGUUUUUGAAUUCAGUUCCACUGUCGAUUAUGAUUUUGGAGGGGAUACCACGAUGAGAGAAAAAUGUGAUUAGAUUGUCUGCGAUUUCAGUUGCGUUUAAUGCUGUGAGAGGAUAUGCUUGGGUAUAUUUAGAGAAGCUGUCAAUGAUGGUUAAGAAUUUCACUUUAUCUAAAGUGUAACAAUGCACGAUGUCGAAUGGUUUAGUUGCAGUAGGAGCGAUAUUAAUUUCCAUAUUAACAGGGUGACGCCCAUAUUUAGGUACUACGUUGGCAUAUUUCGCAUUCGUUGAUAUAGGUUUGUAUUAAUUGCUUUAUAUUUGGCCAGUAGUAUUUACUCUUAAUUCGUUGUUCUGUUUCAUAUAUUCCUCUGUGAUUCGUCUUACUUUAUUCGUGAUAAUUUUUGAUUAUUUCCGGAAUAUCUUGUUUUUCCACUACAUCAAGUAGUUUGAUUAGGCAUCUUUUAAGUCUGAGAGAAGGCCAUUUGAAAUUUUUCCUAUUUACUUCACAGAAUGGUUCAUACAUUUCGGGAUUUUCGAAGUAUAACGAAUAUAAUUUUCCGGGCGCUACAUAUUCUCUCAUAAAAUCUAAAAUGUACCUAGUUUUCGAAGUUAUUUUCAGAGUGCUGGACUAAAAAUUUUCUUUUUUUUCAAAUAAUAUUAUUCGCUUCGUCUUUGCUGGAGAAUGGAAUACUUUUGUUAUUAUUUGGUUCGCGCCAUAGUUAACCGCUGAUUCUAAAAUUGGCACGCCCACUAUUGGAUCAUGGUCAUUAUUUCAUCUUCUGCUCUCGUGGAAGGUCCUUGUUCUAGUUCAGGGUCUGGGUGUACUACGGUAGACAUCUGAUCCAUUUCUUGACCAUCAUUGAUGUUCUGGUUUUCUUCUCCCAAUUUUCUAUUAUAAUCAUUUAUAUAGGAUAGUAAAUUUGAAAAGCCGUCGGUUUCUUUUGCAUGUAACUCGAUGCGACUUAAGGCUUCAGUAUUAGUAUUCAAUUUGCCUUUUUUGUAAAUGAUUUUGUAAUUGAAUUUUGAUAACUUGUAUCUCCAACGAAUCAGUUUCGAACUUGUAUCUUUCAUAUUUGAGAGACAUUCGAGAGGUUUAUGAUCCAUAAUACUGUUGAAUUUCUGACCAAAGAGGUAGGGCCUAAAAUAUUUGCUGGCCCACACGAUGCAAAGGCAUUCUUUCUCUAUGGUAGAAUAAUUUUGUUCUGAGCCGUUUAAUGUUCGUGAUGCGUACGCAACUGGAAGGUCUUGACCUAUUGGCCCUUGGGAUAGGACGACGCCCAAAGCUACGUCACUGGCAUCAAAUGUCAAGCUGAAGAUUUUGUCAAUAUCGGGGUAUUGGAGGAUUGGCUCGUUCACCAACAGGUUUUUACACUUUUCGAAACAAUCAAUAAAUUCGCUGUUAUGAAUUAUUUUUGCUCCUUUCUUCAGGCAUUUUGUUAGGGGUUUGGUGAUUUUUGCGAAGUUGUUAAUGAGACGCCUAUAAUAACCUAGUAGCCCUAGGAAGCCCUUUAUUUGCCGAAGGUAUUGAUAGGUAGUUUUUGAUGGCUAUGAUUUUUUCUGGAUUACGUUUAACACCCUCGGGAAUCACUACGUGUUCUAAAUAGGCGACUUCGUGUCUCAAGAAUUCGCAUUUGUCGAGUUGAAUUUUGAAAUUGGAGUCUCGGAUUCUUUGGGAAACAAUCUUCAGGCGUUCUAGAUGUUCCUGCAGUGAAGUGGAGUAUACAAUAAUGUCAUCAAGAUAAACCAGACAUUUUUCAUUUUGUAUUCCACGCAAGAUGCCGUCCAUGGCUCUCUGGAACGUAGCGGGGGCAUUUUUCAACCCGAAGGGCAUGCGAGUAAACUCGUAGUGCCCAUUCUCGGUAUUGAAAGCUGUUUUAGGAAUAUCACAUUCAUCCAUUUCCAUUUGGUGGAACCCACUAGUUAAAUCAAGGGUGGUAAAAUAUUGGCAUUUGUCUAAUUUAUCUAGUGGGUCUGUAAUAUUCUUUAAGGGAUAUUUGUCGUCUAUAGUUUUUUCAUUUAAUUUGCGGUAGUCGAAAACUACGCGGAAUUUUUGUUUUCCAGAUGCAUCGGUUUUCUUUGGCACCACCCAAAUUGGGGAUGACCAGGGAGAAAUACUGGGAUGAAUAAUGUUCUGGUCCAGCAUUUUUUUUUCUUUGAGACUCUUAAAGGUGUGUUUUCAUAAUAGAAUAAUAUAUCGGAGAACUAACUGCAAAUAUUUAGUAUUUUACACUUUUCUUCUUCAUUUAGGUGACUUGUACGAAUAUAGGACGGGUCAAAUUCGUGAUUUCUUGCAAAAUCCUCAAAGUUAUUUAAGUUUACUAUCUCAAUUUCUUUACGAUCAAAUUGCUCAAUCUGAAAAGGCUCAGAAACAUCUAGAGUUAUCGGAUUACAAGUAUUAUUUAAUAUAGUGGUUAAUGCAUAACCGUUCUUGGCAACAGUGAGACAGUUUGGAAUUUCGCAAUGGUGCAGUUUUUGAUAGGGAAUUAUUAUUUCACCAUGUAGAAUGUUUGUUUUAAUUCUAACAACUUGUUCAGAACAUGCUGAAACAGUUAUAUUAUUUAUUUCCUUACGAGUUUUGAGAAACUGUAAUUUAAUUUUUGUGUUGGGUAUUAUGAGAAAUCCAUUAUUAUAGUCGAUGUUAGCUUGUAAUUCUUGGAUAUUUUCUAAACCGAGAAGUCUGUCAAAUGUAUUAUAUGGAAUUUAAAUAAGUAGAAUUUCAGGCAUUUAUUUUUUCCAAGAUUAAAUAUUUUUGAUGCGGGUACUUCAGCACUAUAUCGAUGUGCCAAUUGUUGAAAGACGGUUGAGACUAUGAAAGGAUCAUAUUUUAUCUGCGAGGGAUAAAAUUUACUUGCUAAUUGAGGAUCAAUAAAUGAUUUCGUAGAACCACUGUCGAUUAGGAAUUUCAGGUUGUGUUCUGGAAAUAUAAUGUAUGAUAAUUCACUAGUCUUAUUAUUAUAAUGAAAAAUCUUGAUCUUGCUCUACGUAUUCGUAGUUAGGUUCAGCAUAGGCGAUAUUAUCGAUGUUGUGUGAUUGAUCUUGAUCAUUAUCGCUGCUAGCUGCGUUCGUGUUGUAUAACCCUUCAACUACAAAGUUUUUUGGUUGAUUAUUUUGUGGCUGAAAAGGGUUUCUGGGUGCUGAAUUUUGGAAAUUGUUAUUUGUUGGUCUGAACGUUUUAUGAGAGGUUGUUGACAUUGGUGUAGGUCUUGAUAGUUGUCGAUUUGGGUUCGGUUUGAAGACGUUAGUGGUAGGUCUAUAUUUGGAACCGAAAACUUGAGAGUUUGUGGGAAAUCUUCGAAGGUGUCUUAUUAUAAUCUGGCCUAACAAAUAUAGGCUGAGAUGGAUAUGAAGGUCUCAUGAAUUGGCUUGAUGAAAAUUGCGUAUUCAUUGGGUUAUAUGAAUUAAAUGUAUUUGUGUAUUUGGGUUUAUUAAAAGACUGAGGUUUUUGGUUUGAAUUUUUUGAACUAUUUUGGAAAUAUUGCGUAUUGUAUUCUGAAGUAACUUGCUGUAGUGCUUCAGGAAGAUCUUUUGGACGCAUAUAACGUAUGGUAGUUCCCAAAGGUUCUUUUAGGCCUGAUGAAAAUGUUUUGAGUGAUAAUUCAUGAUAAAGGUUCCUUUUCAAUGCUUCUGCGGCAUCGUUAUUCUCAUGAAUAUUUAUAUAUGAACAUAAAAGAUUUGAGAUAGGUAUGCAUGAUUCUAUCAUAAAACUCACUAGGUUUUUCGCUACUCUGUUGUUUGAGCAUGACUAGAUCUCUGUUCAGACAGGCUUCAUCGCGUUGAUCAGCGAAAUGUUUACUCAGGAUAAUUUUUAAUUCUUCCCACGUUUGAACAUGAGUAGUACCUAGUAUUAAUUAAGCGUUUCCCGAUAAUUUUCCAAUAAUAGAAGUCAAUAAGUACCUAAAUGUUUUGAAAAUCGUUAGGUUCAUUUGGUUUGUAGAAAGCAUCGAUAAUGCUUUGACAAACUGCUAAGUACCUAUUAAAAUCAUUGGGAUUGCCGUCAAAUUGCUGCUUUAAAAUUAGCCAUUGUACAAAGAUUACUUUCAGGUAAAUUAAGAUUAGGUACAGAAAUAGACUGGUUUAUUAAUCUAAUUACUUCUUCGCUAGAAGCAGAGUCAGUUGAAGGAGGUAAUUGAAGUUGACUUAACUUUUCGAUUAUAUCAUCAAUAAUAUUAUCAUCGGACAUUAGAGUUGCACUUUACUUACAUGAGAAUCAUGAUCAGCAUAAUAUAAGGGUAAAAUUCCUGGUCGACGAUUUUGUCUUCCCAAAAACUUAAUUUUUGCGAGAAUUGGCAAUUUUUAUUCAACUGACUAACUUAACAUUGUCGAGAAAUUACUUAUAUAAAAGUGAAAAGCACAGUAAGCAAGUUUAUUCAUCGCCUAUUACUGACAUAACUCACGUGACUAUAUUAGUUGAUUAUUUAAAUAAGUUUACACUACAAACGUGCGGAAAGUACACUUCACUGCACUUUUUUGCAAGUGGAAAGUAGCACUUUGCCUCACAUAGAGUGCGGUGAAGUAGACUGCAAAGUUUACGGUAAAGUUUCUCUACCGCAUAGUGUGCGGCAAAGUAACGCAUACCUCUGAAAAUUGAGAACAGUUUCCAACACCAAAUUCUAGCCUGAUUUUUUCCGAACAUUUACAUUUUUUAUUCACUCUGAUAUUUGCAUUAUUAUUCAAAUUAUAGAGUUUCGAAGAAAAGGUGGAUAUUGACUUUAAUUUUCUCCACGAUCUAAGAAAUUAUUAUUCAAUGUUCAUUUAUUUAUUUAACGUUCCCUUCGGCGGACAACAUUUUGUCACUAGCAUAAAAUAUAUAUUUUUCUCUUUACUUUUGUAGUCACUUCUUUUUCAUUUCUAGACGUCUUUUUCGAUAUAUAGACUCUAACCUCAAAUAUGAGUCUAUACAGUCAAGUGUCUAUUUUAGUUUCUUAAUAACUGCCCGCCUUACUAAUUGUUACCUCUGAUUAUGUUAAAUCUACAUUUAAAACUCGUUAGUGUUUUUAUAUAUUUUUUUUUCAUAAGAUGCCUUAUUUAUUUAAGUUUAUUCUUCUAUACUUAUUCGAUAAAUGCAAUUUGAUACGAUUUAUUAUUAUAUAUGUCAUUUGUAAUAGUAAUAAUACAUAUACCUAUCUUCUAUCUUAUCAUUAUCUUAUAUAUUUUCACUUAAUUAAUUUGUACAAGAUAAGCAAACUAUAACAAAAUAUACGGACAAGAAAUUGAAAUUCUUCAGGAUUAGAGUCUAAUUUAAUUAAUUUCGUCUGUUGACCGUUUGUUCUUAAAACUCUUAUAGAUGUAUCCUUUUCUCCCAUUCUUAAUGAAUGGGAGUGAGAUAAUUUAAAUAAAGCAUAGUUGUUGUUUCUAAUUUUUUGGGGUUAUCCAAUGUAUAUUAUGUCCAUCCAAGAAUCCUAACAUUGCUCUCCUUAUAUGAUGUUUUUAGGGCAAAAUUGCAAAAACCGUAUUUUAGUAUUGUUUGCUAACCCUGUACAAUAUAUUCAGAUAUGUCAAUGACAGUUAACUUACGCUUUGAAGAAAUAAAUCGAAUGUUAUUUGUUGGGAUUCGGGAACGUUUUUCAGGAAGAUAAAGGAAAAUAUGCGUGAUACAUGGGACAUUUUUUUUUAAACGCUCAGUAGAUAUUUACCCUGUAUAAGAUCCGUUCGAAUUAAUAAAAAGCUGUCGCAUAAGCUGUAACAUAGCAAAAAGACAUCAAGAACGACCGGAUAAACAUGAAAUUUUGACUUAAGAUCAUUCAGGAAUUUAGUACCUACAUUGAUAAUUUUACAUACAGCAGUUUUCAUUAUACCAAUUAAACCAAGAAAUUAUUUUAUUUCCACAGGGAAUCCUUCCAUAGCCAUACCUAUACUUAUUUAGAAAAUUCUGCAAAUAUGAAAUAUUAAAUUCUGUCCUGUUACUUCUGUAACUGUUUGUUUGAAAAUUUCUAUUUUAUAUUAUAUUUGAACGACUUUUAGUCGUGAAAACUUCUGAUGAAAUAUGGUUGGAGAAUGCGGCCAACACACCUCUACUUCUUGUGUCAAUUAUUACCAAUAUCAAAUUUCAAAGUUUGUGAAAUACAUACGGUUAUUUAAUAAAAAAAAGCCCCUCUAAAAUGGUUAGGUACAAUAAUGUAAAUCUUAAAUUAUUUAGUUUUUAUGUUAUUUUUGUCAAAAAUAUUUUUUCCAGCAAAUUAUGAGUUUGUACUUGCAUUUAUUUUUAGAGUAGGUGUCUUUUUUUGAAAGCAAUUAUUUUUAAUUUCUAAAGACAAUAAAAACUAUAGUAUACCCUGUGUAAAAAAUAUUCAACAUUUCAAAUAUCUUUUUUCUUGGAAUUUAAAAAGUUAAAAUGUUCUGUUUUCAUAGUGAUAUUUUAAUAUCAUGAAUUCAAUAAAACAUUUAAGAAAAGAGACACUUUGGGAAAUGGGAAAAUCGCAGGAUACCCCAGAUGAAAAUGCUUCAAUUAAAAAAAAAAAACAGAUCUUGUGGAAAUUUAAUUUUCAGCCAACUUUAUUUGCAGAAAUGUUAAUAGGUAUGUCAUUAUCAUUUUUACUUUUGAAAUUGUGUUUUGUUUUCCAACCCUAAAUUCCGCUUCACUAGCAUGACUCAGAAAUCCGCAAAUUCCUCCUAUUUUUUAGAGGAAUGCUCUUAAAUGCAUUGUUAUUAUCUGGAGUACCUUGUAAACUUUUAUACAUUAAACAUUCAUUUUAAAAUAAAUCAAAUAAGUAAAGGCAAAAAAAAAUCUUAUGAAUAAAAAAUACAAAUUUUUACAUAAAAUUGAGCUUUCGAUGAGCUACAUAGAGUUAGGUGAGCCACUUCAAAAAAUUAAUUAUUUUCUGUAGAUCUGUUGAAAUAGUCAUAAAUUUCAAGAAUUGCCUAACAAUUUAAAAUCGAAUUCGCUUUUAGCAGGAUUCAACACCCCAGAUUUCUGUUCAAAGACCGUCAGGACCGAAACACAAGAGCCUCAAAUAAUUUCAAAAUUACACCUUGUUACGUUAAUUCAAUUGCCUUUAAGUAUCAAAUUAACGGUGAAAUUACACGAAAGCUCUGAAACGAAUAUUGGAAAUCUGCAAAUCUAGGCGAAGAUGACGUAUAACGGUAUAACUUGCCUACAGCAAUUUUAAUCAUUUUUUUUUGGAAGCUUGAAAAAGAAGUUAGAAGUUAUGGCAUUAAUUAAUAAAUAAGUACUUCAGCAAUUUCAUUACAUGUCCAGUUUUUCACUGAUUAUUUCCAAAUACAGUUUUAACAAACAUUUGAAAUUAAAUUACAGGUAUCUAUUGUUUAAAAGACGUACUGUGUGUGGCUGUCUAAAGGGUCUACGGAAAAUUAGGCUACAGCGACUACCAUACAUACAGCGACUACCAUACAGUGCUUUCAUAAUAAUUGCCAUAAAUUACCAAAAAUAAACUAAUUAUCUUUUCCAAUAGCAGUCACUUUCCGUCGACUUAUCAGCCUGCACAGCGCCUUCCUUAUCGUAUACGCAGUAACAUGAGGCGGUACCACAUAUAAAAGUACCAUAUGACAAAUAACCAUGUAAAAAAAUACCUGACUGAUGGAUAUCAAGUAUACCAGAGCAGCUGUGCCAGCCAUCCAAACAAGAUGAAUGAAGUACGCCCAAGGUAGUGUGAGAUACUCGCCCUCGAGAAUUUUGCCGUGUUGCAAAAAAUGACCUGUCUUAGUGAAUUCUUCAAUAACUUUCUCUUUCUCUAACCAGCGUUUUUCGAGAAAUUGUUUCAGUUCGUCUUGGGUAUCUGGGAG
Messenger RNA from Ceutorhynchus assimilis (cabbage seed weevil), 25735 nucleotides. NCBI's taxonomy places the organism in Eukaryota, Metazoa, Arthropoda, Insecta, Coleoptera, Curculionidae. The record is from the annotation of a GenBank genome assembly.